Messenger RNA from Brassica oleracea var. oleracea, 430 nucleotides. RefSeq lists its product as uncharacterized. Bases 47 to 355 code for a protein of 102 amino acids. The record is from RefSeq and is a predicted model, not a curated record. The transcript has a single exon. NCBI's taxonomy places the organism in Eukaryota, Viridiplantae, Streptophyta, Magnoliopsida, Brassicales, Brassicaceae.
UCUCAAAACAUAGAGAAAGUCGAAGAUAGUUUAAUAGUGGAAAGGCAUGAGAGGUUCAAGAACUGCAUCUUCAGACAUGAGUGCUUGGUGUUCUGCUGUUGUGUUGUUGUCUUUAAUACUUUUGUUAUCUGUUCGUGAGAACAACGCUUCUAACUCGAUGAGAGGGUCUCAAUUCUCAGAGAAACCUUGUGAGGAGAUUUACGUCGUCGGAGAAGGAGAAACGCUUCAUACCAUCGGCGAUAAAUGUGGCGACCCGUUUAUAGUUGAGCGAAACCCGCAUAUCCAUGACCCGGAUGAUGUCUUCCCUGGUCUCGUUCUCAGGAUUGCACCUUUUUAUUUCUCCAAAAAAGUGUAAGAUAUAUAUAUGCAAAGAGUUAUUUUAAUUUUCUUUUAAUUUUGCUAGAAGUAUACGUAUUUUAUGUAUAUACUA